Lindgomyces ingoldianus is the source of this 1134-nucleotide messenger RNA. RefSeq lists its product as uncharacterized. NCBI's taxonomy places the organism in Eukaryota, Fungi, Ascomycota, Dothideomycetes, Pleosporales, Lindgomycetaceae. The record is from RefSeq and is a predicted model, not a curated record. The transcript is spliced from 9 exons. The coding region runs from base 1 to 1134 and encodes 377 amino acids.
AUGAGACUCACGCUCACUACUGCACUGAACGAUCAAUCACCGGCCAGUCUAUCAAAAAACAACUACCGGCUUCAUCUUGUAUCUUCUUCGCCCCAAGAAAGCUUUCUAGUUCUCCAAUUUCCCUUUAAGACGCUUCGGUAUCUCGACAUCUAUCCAAUUUUAGACCUUCUGGAAUUAGUUGCGUCACCCAACUAUCACAGGAAAAAGAGCUUCACAUACUUUUUACCAUGUACUGUGUUUCUGCACGAAGCCUCCUUUUCCCUAGUUCUCACCCGUCGUCACUCUCCUAUUCUCACAGAGCGAAUCAUAGCAUCCUUCGAAGACACAACGCCACUUCAAUCAUAUGGAGAUGACCGCCAUCUUCUCCAAUAUCCGAGCCAUCUAUACCUUUCUAUCUUUAUUAUUAACAUGAAAAUGCUUUUAGGAAAGAUCCUGAUAGCAAUAACUUACCAUCUCGAACGCUUGAAAAUCUGUCCCGCUCUAUUGAGCGUUGGCGAAUCUUCUCCCCCCUCCCUGUGCCUGACGGUACUUACAGUCGAAACAAUACUCAUCGCUGUUCACCGAACCGAGGGAGUCAACAUAGCCACAACCAGUAUGGCGCCCGUUCACUAUCCUGGAUCGUAUACACGGCUCCCCUACGAAUCUCUUUCGACCCCAAUGCCUGCACGGAUGAUGGUAGACGUGCUCCGUGAAGCACAUCCUGCGUACGAUAACUCGCCAGAAUCCACUGCUAUAAUAGUCGAGGCACAAUUACUCCAAAAGAUUGAUUACGAGAGCAAAAAGUUGGUACGCAUUGUAGACCGAAAACAUUUUGGACCAACACUGCCGGUUCAUGACUACUUCUCCUUUCUAGAUCCUACGCUCGAGUUGCAAAUUUCACGACUUUUGAUUCCAUGGUGUAUCUGUUGUCCUCCACGUCGUCUUGCCUGGCGUGAAACGGAGUUGAUCGAUAUACCAAACGCUCCUGAGCCCUGGCAUUGUGUUUUGUCGGCUUUUCGCGAUCUUUUUACAACGAUCCAAGUUGUACAGUCCAUCCCAACGGAGCAAAUGAGCGUCACGCAUUUUCGGAAUUCUUCAAACACGAAGAAAGACAAACAAACAUUAUUUCGCAUCGUGGGGAACUAUGUGGAAUAG